CUGAUGAGACGACGAAAUAUUAUAUCUAGGUGUUGACAAUGGUCCUGAAUAUUUGUUGAAGAAAUUAUUCCAUCAUCCACGUAGAGUGUACAGAAAUCCGUGACAUCUUCUCCUACGGCUUGACGAAGGCAACGAAUAAAUAUGGCCAUGGCGUUCCUCAGUCCAAAAGCUAGGCGAGUGAAGCGGUAAUUUCUUCCGUUGAAUAAGAAUGAUAGAUAAUCUCUUGAUUCUGCCGCUAUCUGGAUCUGCCAGUAACCUGCGCUUAGGUCAACCGUAGAAUAUACAUUCUUCCCACUAAAGGUUUGAAGCACCUGCUCUAUCUGGUCUGGGCUCUCACGGUCAUCUUCCAAAAUGCUGUUAAGUGCUCGCGCGUCCAGACAUAAUCUCACGGUACCGUCCUUCUUAGCAACACAAACAAUUGGUAAGCUAUAUUGAGAGCUUGAUGGUUCAAUAAUCCCCAAUUCUAACAUUCUGUCUAUCUCUGCUAUAGCUGCCGGGCGGUAUGUAAAUGGUAUUGGAUAAGAUUUUCGGUAAUAGGCUUCAUGAGGUUUGACUUUGAGUCGGCAUUCAAAAUCUUUAGCUAGUCCUGGUUGUUCUGAGAAGACAUCUCUAUUUUCAAUGAAAACCUUCGCAACACUGUUUUUUGUAUCUAGAUCCCAUUCAGCAUAACAAUUUAUCCUAUCCAAUAAUUUUUCAAACAUUUCUUCAGAGGAAACCUCUUUAUCUAUCACGCCGUCAUCCUUCGUUGUUAAACUCAACACUUCAAAAUGCUCCAUGGUUUCUUCCAUUUCAUGAAUUCCCCAAGCUCUAGGCACGCCUUCCAUGUGGUAUGCAAAUUGUAUUAUCCGAUUUUCUCCAGGAUGUCUUUUUAAACUGAGAGGUGUAAUAAUUUCGGUGGUGGUGGUUUCAGGGCUUGCAUGAAAUUUCAAUGUACGGAAAUUCAAACAGGUUCGGAAAUACUGUAAGAAAUCAGCACCUAUUAUCAUUGAUGGACCUUUGACUGGCAACACCAGGAAAGUAUAUUCAAAUAUAACUCCUUCUAUUUCCACUUCUAAGAGACAUUGAGUGGUUACUCUUAUUCUUCUGCCAGGAUUAAUACCGGAAAUGUAUACAUUGGUAAGGGGUAGUAUAGCUAUUGCAUGUUUAUCUUUGAUGUUCGAAAACAUAUCCUCUUGUAAUAAACAGCAUUGCGAGCCACUGUCAAUCAGGGCUUGUAGUUUAGUCCCAUACAAUUUGCAUUCGAUAUAAGUUUGUAGCUGGCUGUCUGAUGUCACAUCGGUGUCGUCAGGGUUUUCUAAGAGUGUUUCACGCUGAUCGUCCGGAAAGUGGUGUCUAUGUGGAGAGGUUUGGCUUGUUCCUCUAAUUGGUAGAUGAAUAAUUAUCCUUUGCUUUGGGGGUAUCAUAUAGUCAUGUAGUUUUGGAAGUGCUUAUUUCUUGAUUUGGUGGUGGGUUGUUUGCAUGUUGAUUUUGGGUUGCUUUUGUUGUAUGUGCUACUGUGUAAGAUGUAUUUGUUCGGUUAUGAUUUUGGUGUGUCUCACUUGGAUUUUUGUGGUCUCUAUCUCGCUUGUAAUUAUUUCCAUUUGAACGAUCUCUGCCAUCAUAAUACGCUCCUCUAUCCUGUUGUUUAUUAUUGUAAUAUUGCGAUUUAUUUCUAGAACUGUUUUCAAACGAUUGACCUCUGCCAGUAUUUUCGGGGUAUUUUUGAUAUCGAGUGUUUGCUCCGGCAUUUGACAUUUGAUUCUCACCAUUAUAAUUUUUCCUGAAGCUGUUGCUAUUAUGAUGAGGAGAAUGAUUGGAAUCUCCUGUACGGUCAUUUACCUGGCUGGAUUCAGAAGUGACGGAUUGGAUACAGUGUAAAUGUUCCAUUAAUUCUUUGCAACUGGAAAUCGAAGAUACUGCUAGUGUCAUGCGAACAUUGUAAGGAAGCUUUUUUGUUAAUAUAUUCGCUAGUGAUGUGUCCGCCAAAGAUUCGUCUAGUUGCGAAUUCUUACACAUCAUCUUAGCUACGAAUUCAGUAUAUGAUUGUCUGCCUCUAUUAUCAUAUGUGCAUGAUAUAAUCUCUGAUAGUGCGUCCAUCUGUUUACGUUUACUCCAAUACUGCUGCAGGAAUUGGGAGAUGAAGUCCUCCAGGCUGUUGAUAUCUCGCAUCCGGCUCUGGAAAAACAUCAGCGGCUCGCCAAGUAGUAGACUGGACAGUUGGAAACGCCAUACUAACCAAGAGGUUGGUGGCGGCUGGCGGUUGACUGGUCACGUCGGAUGGCGACUGGGUGGCGGCACUCUCCGUUCCCUCGGCGAUGCUUGGGGCGAUCUGCGAAGACGCCGGUACCGGGUUGGACGCCCUCACUCCCUCAUCUCCCUCAGCCGGACUCUCAUCGGAAUUAAUCGCAUCGACGACGUUAUCAAUCUUCGUAGAAGACAAUUGGGCCAAGUUUUGCGGGUCGAAACUGAUGGAGCAUAUGCUGCCUCCCUCUCUCUCUCGUGGGGUCUCCGCGACAUUGUCCUGUGGUUGUUGAUUGGCCGGUGUCGUAGCUACAUAGUUUUGGGGGUGGUCGCUGAAGUAGGAGAUUUGCGAGUUAGCUGGUGACUGGUUCAUGGUGACGUUAUUAUGGAAAACUUCGAGUAAAUAGCCAAGUGUGUUGCCAAGUCUCAGGAAUAUUAAAAUGGAUUCAGUGAUAGUGCCUAUUCUGGAUAAAAUUGUGUUGUGUUGAAGUUUCAAGUGUCAUAUACAUAUAUUACAAAAAGACCUUCUAGUGCUACAGGUACGCUUAUCAACAUAGACAGAUAUGGCUUACAAAUUACACUAAUAUAGUUCUUAAAAUUUUAAUUAGGGUCUUAUCCUCCUGAAUAACGAUAGUAUUAUAAUGCCUCAAAUAACCUAUACCCUGGUCAGCAUACAAUGUCUAGAUUCAAAGAUCAAAAUCAAAAUCUUUACUAUAACUUUUAUGGAAAUUUCCAUCCAAUUUUCUCUAUUAUGAGAAUUAUGUUCUCAAACUCGUGUGAUACAGUUUGUCUGUAUUUAUGCAGCUUGAAGAAUUUUAAUUUGAAGAGCAACUCAAUUAUUUUAGCCAGAACUUAUAAUAGAUUAUCAGAUAUAUCUUGUCGAAACAACUUCAGUUUAUGUUUCUUGCAGCUUUCAGUUUUAUCAAUAAUUUCAUUAAUCAUUGAUAGUAAGAUUGAGUAGGUAAGCUUUUCCUCAUGCCCCACGUUGGGUGCCAUUGUGUGAAGUUGUGCUCCUGGGGGGGUUAUCUCUUAUGAUAGAGUCCCACGUUAUGAAGCUAUUGUGAGAAGUUGUAGAUUGCAAUUCCUUCACAGAUAAUACGAUGUUUCUGGUAUUUAUAAGAGCAGUCUCUAAAUUCCCUCUUUUGCGAAUAAAUUCACAAAAAAUUAAGGCCUUCCGGCUCGCAAAAUUACUGGGUUCAAACCUCAGCUCUAGCUCAGUGGUAGAAACAUGAAUUUUAUAAGUACAAAUAAUCACCAUAAGGUUCAAGGACCAGGUAUUGAUAAUUCUUACCGCUGCUUCUAUGAAGUUCUUGAAGAAUACCAGUAAGGAAAUUAAAAGAAUAUUUGAUGACUGAUUAUCAGUAACCAUGUACCACUAGAGAAUAAUCAGGACCAACUAUAGUUGUUUCUAGUUGAUUCUUAAAACGCUCGUCGUGAAUACAAGUAUUCACCAAUAUACCCCUUCAAAAUUCCUUAGAACUUACAACGCCAGUUCUUGAAGCUCUCUGGAUCCUUAUAUGAUAUAACUGGAACCUUAUUAUAUAAUUUCUUAAUAUAUUUGUUCUGGCUGAUGAAAUGAAUAUCAUCAAAGGAUGAUAAAUAUUGAGUGCUCUGAAUAAGGUUAAUAUUAUUUGAUUCUAUGAUUUUUAGUGCUGCUAAAUAUUUGUUGGUACCAAAACAGCUCAAACUAUAUAACACGAGAUGAACUAGGAUAAAAUAAAUUUCUACGAUUUGUAUGCUGACAUAAAAUACAAAAUAUAUUCCCAUAGAAAAAAUGUGCAUAAAAUAUUCGAUAUAACUAUAAUUCACUUAAAUAAUCUAUUUUUAAAAUCUGAAUAAUUAUCACAGGCUUUGCUAAUAUUCACAAUAAUGAAUUUCAAAUUCAUAAAUAUAUUAUAUUUAAUACUGGUACUUAGAUUUCCAAUCAAUGCAAAACUCUGCCAAUAAAAACCUGUUCGGUCUAUAAGUUUGAUAUGAUAUACUUGUUUCAAUUACAAAAUUAAUAUUUAAUAAAUUAAUAUUCAAAUAUGAGAUCUCAGGGCUUUUAAUGUGAAUUCGGGCAGUGCAUGGAAGUAAGCUUCCUACAUAUAAUAAAUAAAUUUAUAAAAAGUUCUUGUGAACUAUGUGAUAUUGUUCAACACGUGGUGACUUUUUAUUUUAACUCUAAUUAAUUGGAAUAGCGCUUUUUUAUUAAUUAUUACCCCACUGAACGUAGACAAAUGAGCUCAUUUGGUUUGACUUAUCACUCACUGACUGAAGUUCUGGAUGUUCUCGUGGAUUGAAUUAAUUAUUUCCAAUAAUUAAUUAGGUAGGCUCCUUUUCGUCACUGCUGGGCUAACGUGUGAUCCAGAUUUUUAUAAGUUUCUUUCGAAUUAAAGCUAUUUUUAUGGGAAUCUUUACAAUUACGAACUCUUGACAGCACUGAGUUCACAAACAAUUAACAUUCAACAAACAUACAUUACAUUUAAAAAAGGGUUUGGCUUAAUAAUUCGUUAAAAAAUUUUUAAAAGGAAUAAGAAAAAGACCCUAAACUCCAUGUGCAUCCUCUCGGGUUGGGAUCUUAAGCCAGAAGAAAAAGGUUUUCAGAAAAAUUUGCUUCUUCCUAGAAUAAUUCUAUAAGCUACUCUCUGAUUGGCCCUCAAUUUAAUAGACUCAAUACAAUUGGUUGCCUUGGGAAUCAGGGCUUCCUCGGCUUUAUAAUAGAAAAAAUUAAUAAAAGAAGUUUUUAUACAGAUAUAUGGGGUAUUUAUCUUAAAUUGAAUUCAUAAAUAAAUCGUAACAUACGAUUUUAAUAGAUAAUACAUUUAGUUUUUAUAUGAGUUUUUUAUACUCUUGAUUUAUCAUGCUUUUUUAGAUUAUAAUAAAUAUUUAUACAGAAA
Molecule: messenger RNA, 5099 nt
Organism: Nilaparvata lugens (brown planthopper)
Lineage: Eukaryota; Metazoa; Arthropoda; Insecta; Hemiptera; Delphacidae
Exons: 2
Coding region: 2117-2584 (155 amino acids)
Source: RefSeq, a predicted model, not a curated record